This is a messenger RNA of Echinostoma caproni, 2565 nucleotides long. The record is from the annotation of a GenBank genome assembly. NCBI's taxonomy places the organism in Eukaryota, Metazoa, Platyhelminthes, Trematoda, Plagiorchiida, Echinostomatidae.
AUGCGUUUGCUGAUCAUAUUACUGUGCUUCUUGGUCCACUCAAGCGUAGAAUCGAUUACUGCUCAAGAUUAUGAAGAGGAUAUCUCCCUCGGUGGUUAUCAUCCGGAUGAUGGGCCCGAGAUUAUCCUCAACCCGGGUGACCCGGGGCCAUUGGAGGUGAACAUGGGUGGCCAUGUGUACUCGCGGUGCUCCGUCCGUGAUAAUCACGAAUACUCGUUCAAGUGGAUCAGACGUUUACCAGACCAUAGUUCACAAGAAGUCUCCUCCACUGCUGUCCUCUACCUAUCCGAUGUACGUGUUGAGGACAUGCAACAUCCACUCUAUUGUCAAGUCACACGUUUGUCUGACGGGCAAGUGUUUGAGAAAGUACUCAACAUUCGCAUGGUCGGUUAUGGUGGUUCGCUGCCCGCUGAACUAACGCUAACCAUUCGUUCAUUACCGGCGGAAGAUUUGUCCGCAGGACGAAUUAUGCGUCAGUGUCUGUUCGAGAACAAUGAGGAGAUCAACCAACAAUUUGAUUUUCGCUGGCUCGAUCAAAAUGGCCGGGUGGUAACCAAUGGGGAUGCGCUGUAUUUGAUGCUAGAGGAUCCAGCUGAUUUGGGCAACUAUACGUGUGAGGCUACGCAUCGGUCAUCCAGCAAUAUCUAUCAGGCCAAAUAUCAUGUUACCCGCUCGUCUCGCGCGCAAGCUUCGCAAUACAUUGUGACUAUCGUACCGGAUACAACUCAAGUUCUGUUGGGUCGUCCGUAUGAGAUGCUUUGUCGCGUGGAACCGAUGCCCUCGGAACCGGUCUCGUUCCGUUGGUAUCACAAGGAUCGAAUGGUUGGAUCAGACGCACGACUUCGGUUGCCUUCGUUGACCUAUCCAGAUCUGGGAAGUUAUGUGUGCCGAGCUGAAUGGACCCCGGCCUAUUCACGAACCGGAAGUAUGGCCGCCAAUGCUACAGUCGAUUUGUCCUUGGCUUUAACUAAAGAAGCAGAAAUCGAAAUGAGUCCUCCACCUGGAUCCGUUUUGGUCACAUUGCCUGGUGAAACCCGUGAAUUGCAUUGUGAAUACGGUCAGCUCUCGAAUCCGUCUGUUCAAUGGUUUUUUGAGGGUCAGCCACUUGAAAGACACCCAACUUUGAAUGCUUCCAGCCGCGUGUACCGCAUGGAUCGACUGCGGGUGAGUAUUAUCACUCUGCGUGGUGUAGAAGUUGGUCACGGCGGCACAUACGAAUGCCGAGUGAACGGUCAAAUUAAACAGACUCACGUGAUCGUCCGGGUUGAAGACGGUUUGGAGGUGAACCCAUCAGAGGACACAGUGGACGAAGGCACACCAGUGGAGUUCCAUUGUCGUGCACACGGAGCCGAUCGUAACGUAAAUCAAGAAAUGCAAUGGUUUUACCAACCGUUCUCCGGUGGUCCGGUUGAGCCAGUUAAUUUACAUCCGGAAACUGGUUUCGUUCGCCAGGACCAUCCUUAUGCUUCACACACUAGUUUUAUCAGCCGAUUGCGCGCACGGAAAUCCGACGAAGGUAUCUACAUUUGCCGUCUUCCGUCUCAGGGUGCUGAAGCUCGUGGACGACUUUAUGUUCGAGCCACUGUACAAUACCGCGUAGUGAUCACUCCAUCUGUCGUAAAGGUCCGUGUGAACAAUCCGAUCGAAAUGGAGUGCUAUGUGAUGGAAGAUACCGGACGUCCAGCCGAUGUUCUGCCCACAUUCAGUUUGAUGGAUUCCCGAAUCCGUUUCGAACAAGAACGGGUAGCCGCCAAUCGUGUUCGUUUCAUUAUCCGAUCUGGCCUGGGGGCCGAAUACAACGGAACUCAAGUUCGCUGCUCAGUCGAUGGAACCGAUCGAUUUGCAACAUCUACCAUUGUGAUCGAAGAUACUUGUCCGCAUGGAUUCCGCCGUUGUCGCUCCGGUGACUGUCUCCCGGCAGGUCGAUUCUGUGAUGGUGUACGCGAUUGUGCAGAUGGCUCAGACGAAGAUCCGAGAUUGUGCAAUGAAUGUGAACCCACGGUUAGGAAAUGUGAAUAUUAUCAAAACCGCGCACCACUCAAAUCGACACAUAUGGUUCAUUGGAUCUGUGACGGUGAAGAUGAUUGCGGAAAUGGAUUUGAUGAGGCCAAUUGCCCAGAUCCUUUGUUUGCGCAAUGCGGUGACUACAUGUUCACUUGCCCCAACAGCCAACGCCGAAUUCCCCGAUCGUUCGUUUGUGACAAGGACCAGGAUUGUGAAUACGGAGAAGAUGAACGUAACUGCGCUGGCCCCACCAUUGAAUCUUCCGGGAACUAUCGCCACUCCGUCCGAGCCGGCACACAAGUGGUUCUCACAUGUCGUGUGACCGGUCACCCAUUACCUCGUGUGAUCUGGCGUUUCAACUGGGGUUGUUUGCCCGAGAAUGACAACAGAUACCGGGUAACAAGUGUGGCACAGAAUUGCGAUUCACCAAUGCCAUCUGUUGUCAGCACUCUGACCAUCUCCAACGUGCGUCCAGGAGAUGAUGGUAUUUACAAUUGUGAAGGUCUGGCGGGAUCGAUGCGCGCUAUGUCCAAUGACUAUUUCGUGAUGAUUGAGUACUAG